Molecule: messenger RNA, 1729 nt
Organism: Durio zibethinus
Lineage: Eukaryota; Viridiplantae; Streptophyta; Magnoliopsida; Malvales; Malvaceae
Product: mediator of RNA polymerase II transcription subunit 10b-like
Biological process (GO): positive regulation of transcription by RNA polymerase II
Cellular component (GO): mediator complex
Molecular function (GO): transcription coregulator activity
Source: RefSeq, a predicted model, not a curated record
AAACUGAAGGCCCAAAAACAAAGCUGGAAACGAGAAAGAAAAAGAGGCGAAUUGGUUCGGGGCUCCUCGGUGACGGAGGUAUUUCAAUUCCUGCGAAAUCUCUCGCAAAUUUCUUUUAGUCUUUGCCCAGAUUAAAAGGGUUUAUUCAAGACCUCAAUUCUCUAUCAUCUGUUCUCUAGGGUUUGAAGCAUCUAUCGAUUUAUUUAAUUAUAAGUUUUGAUAUUUAUUACGAAUCAAUCAUAGUAGAAAAGGAAGGACUUGCAAGUCUCGAGAAAUGGAGGGAGGGAGCGGUGGGAAUGGGAUAGUCAGCACUCAAACCAAUGAUACGGCAAACGCAACGCCUAACGAUGAUCCAAAGCAGAAUCUGAGUCAAGUAAUUAACUCCAUCCAGAAAACUUUAGGCCUUCUCCAUCAACUAUACCUCACCGUCUCUUCUUUCAAUGCCGCUUCUCAGCUCCCUCUCCUUCAACGCCUGAAUUCAUUAGUUACGGAGCUUGAUAACAUGGCAAAAUUAUCUGAGAAAUGUAAUAUUCAAGUUCCUAUGGAAGUUCUUAAUUUGAUUGAUGAUGGGAAGAACCCUGAUGAAUUUACGAGGGACGUUUUAAACAGCUGUAUUGCAAAAAAUCAGGUUACUAAAGGCAAAACCGAUGCCUUCAAGAGUUUACGAAAGCAUCUUCUGGAAGAGCUUGAACAGACAUUUCCUGACGAAGUUGAAUCGUACAGGGAGAUACGUGCGAGUUCUGCAGCUCUCCUUGUGCAAUGCAGGAAUCUAAACGGCUUGCUCAAUCACAAAGCAUGUUACCAAAUGGAGAUAUAAAGGUCAAAACUGAGCUUUAGAUGUUAAUAUUUGGAGUUUUUUUCUCCCCUUUUCAUCUAUGUAGGUUUCUGUAUGUACAAGAUGUGAUCAAUAAAUUCUGAUUUAACAUCACUUCCUGCUUGUAUUAAUGAUGUGACAAUUUGUAGUACACUCUUUCCGCUAUUGAUGAUGGGAACUUUUGAGCAUUCUCUGUGUUCUUGAUUAAUGCAAUGAAAACUAUUGUACUGUUUCUCAUUCUUUUUCCCUCAAAUAAACAACUUGUUAAAUGUUUUAUUCUAUGAUCAAUGCUGAGUAGUUGCCAUUGAUUUAGAGAUUGACAUGAGACUUUAGGAGUUUGGAGAAUAAAAGCAAAGAAUUUUCUGGCAGUUAUUCUAGUUGUAAGGAGAGAAUAUUCUGGCAAUCAUUCCUACUUUCUUAGUACUUGGAAACUUAGAAAGGCAGAAUUGUGUUUUUGCUUCAGAACUGUAUGUUAUUCAGCUAUUUGACUGAGAUUUUGGUUUAGAAUUCCCCCCUGUUUUCUGGGUUUUCUUGCUUGUAAUGUUAAAAUGUUUGUUGUUAGUUGAUUUAUUUUCAUGUGUUAGUCAAGGGGCACAAUCCUUCUUCUAGAUUGCCUCUUUUUCUGUGAGGUUCUUUCUGCCUUAAUAAUGAAUAUAGUUUUCUUCUUUGCUUCAUUUGUGCUACUAUAACAUUUUAUCAUUCUGCUUGCAUUUUUCUAUACGAUUAAAUGAAAAACUGGGGGAAAACUAUUGUCUGCGACUUUGUGAUCCUGCUUGCGGACAUAAAAACAUACUAGCAUGGUAUCCAGCUUGAGGCCUUAGCCCUUGUCAUGCCACUGUAAGUGUCUUGAAUGUUUUUGAAAUCAUGGAGGAUCCAGGUGUAGGAAGCUUUUCUCAGUUGUCUCUCAGCUUUGUU